AGAACAACAGGAACAGCCCUCUCUCUCUCCGUCUCUCUCUCCAUCAAAAAGUUCUUGGCCUUUUGGACCGCAAAAGGUACGGGAAUCCGAACUUUCUCGCAUCCCUUUCUGGUUUCGAACUUUCUCUCAUUGAUUCGAUUCUUACAGUAACUCGGUUCGACAUAAGCUUCCAAUCCAAAGGCACUAGCAAACAGAGUGAAUCAAUUAUAAUAAAAGAAGGGGAGAGGCUUUUGAAGAAGAGAGAAUCGAGAAGAUGCAUAAUUCGGUUUCGGAGCAGAGUUUUUACAUUGAUGAGAGCGAAGAGGAAGAUGACGAGGAGAAGCAAUUCGACAAAGGUGAAGACGAUGGGAACGAUUCGGAUACGUCGAAUUACUCGAAUGAUAAUCGGCAGCAGAGCAAACCCAAUUCCCUUAACACCACAUGGCCUCAGAGUUACAGGCAGUCAAUUGACCUGUAUAGUAGCGUGCCAUCUCCAAGUAUAACAUUUCUUGGCACUCCUACGUUGUCAAGAUUAAGCAGUUCAUUUCUUUCCUCGUCAUUGACAAGGAGGCACACCCCCGAGAUAUUUCCUUCGGUGAGCAAACCUCUAUUGCCAACAUUAGAAGAUGAGCAAAAACCGCAUCAAAGACGAAGUUCGCACUCUUUGCUUCCUCCUCUCCCAUCAAGGAGGGGUUCUGUGAGAAAACCAUCCAAGGUCUCUCAUGAACUUCCAAUUUCUCGCCAGAGCUCAUUUGGCCAAGCUGUGGUUAAUGGCAUAAAUGUUCUAUGUGGAGUGGGAAUCCUUUCUACUCCUUAUGCUGUCAAAGAAGGUGGAUGGGCUGGGCUAUCAAUAUUGGUUGUUUUUGCGGUUCUUUCUUUUUACACUGGGCUCCUAUUGCGUCAUUGCUUGGAUAGCCAACCUGGACUUGAGACCUAUCCAGACAUUGGCCAGGCUGCAUUUGGUACUGUGGGACGUUUCGCCAUUUCGAUUAUUUUGUACGUGGAAUUAUACGCUUGUUGUGUUGAAUAUAUUAUUUUGGAGAGUGAUAACUUAUCGGCAUUAUUUCCGAAUCUGCAUUUAAGUUUGGGAGGAUUCGUAUUGAAUUCUCACCACUUAUUUGCAUUAUUGGCCACAAUUGCUGUUCUUCCUACAGUUUGGCUUCGAGACCUCACUGUGCUCAGUUACAUCUCUGUUGGUGGAGUUAUUGCUUCAAUAUUGGUAGUCCUUUGCUUGUUUUGGGUUGGCUUGGUGGAUAAAGUUGGCUUCCAUACCAAAGGAACAACGCUGAAUCUCACAACUCUUCCUGUUGCUAUUGGUCUCUAUGGUUACUGCUACUCUGGACACGCUGUCUUUCCAAAUAUCUACACAUCAAUGGAGAAACCAAGCCAAUUCCCUGCAGUCCUCUUGACUUGUUUUGGUAUCUGUACUUUGAUGUAUGCUGGAGUUGCUGUGAUGGGAUACUUGAUGUUUGGAGAAUCAACGCUGUCUCAGUUCACUCUUAACCUGCCCGAGGAUCUGGUUGCAACCAAAAUUGCUGUGUGGACUACGGUAGUUAAUCCAUUUACCAAGUAUGCAUUAACCAUGACUCCAGUAGCGUUGAGCCUGGAGGAAUUGAUACCAUCAAACAUUGGCAAAUCUCACAUAUACGCAAUCCUCAUCAGAACUGCAUUGGUGAUUUCUACCUUGGUUGUGGGCCUCAGCAUCCCUUUCUUUGGUCUGGUGAUGGCACUAAUUGGAUCUUUACUUACAAUGCUAGUAACCUUGAUACUUCCUUGUGCAUGUUACCUAAGCAUCUUGAGGGGCAAAACUACUCGUUUUCAGGUAUCGCUUUGUAUAUUGAUCAUUGCUGUAGGUGUCGUAUGCGCGGUCGUUGGAUCCUAUUCAGCCCUCUAUAAAAUUGUCGAGAGUUUGAGCUCAUAAUUAGUUGAAAUAUUACUGGAGAGAAUAUUGAGGAUUAUGUAAAACUUAUUCCAGAGGCGGAUGUGUUUAUGUAAACUACUGCAAUUGUUAUCUUCGGGGUUACAGUUGCAGCAUAUUAUUGAGUACCAAUUUUGAGUCAAUUCAGAAUGUUGGAUAUUUGAUUCG
This is a messenger RNA of Rhododendron vialii, 2065 nucleotides long. RefSeq names its product amino acid transporter AVT1C-like. The coding region runs from base 254 to 1900 and encodes 548 amino acids. Gene Ontology annotation, cellular component: plasma membrane. The transcript is spliced from 14 exons. NCBI's taxonomy places the organism in Eukaryota, Viridiplantae, Streptophyta, Magnoliopsida, Ericales, Ericaceae. The record is from RefSeq and is a predicted model, not a curated record.